Messenger RNA from Cutaneotrichosporon oleaginosum, 725 nucleotides. RefSeq lists its product as uncharacterized. NCBI's taxonomy places the organism in Eukaryota, Fungi, Basidiomycota, Tremellomycetes, Trichosporonales, Trichosporonaceae. The record is from RefSeq and is a predicted model, not a curated record.
GCAACUCCCACGCCGCCGUUCCCACAUCUGGAACGAGCCCCGGCCAUUACAGACAGCAUCGCGUGACAGCUCGCCUCCGGUGUACGCGGUCGCCGGGAUCUCUUAACAGCUCCACUGAUGCACUGACGGACGAGUCUUACCCGCCAACGCCCCUCCAUCAAUGACACCAGCCACGCCUCCCGCCUCCCCAACUCCCAUUAUUAAAUCCGUUCGCUGCCCGUCGUUGAGCGAGCCACCUCCGAGCAAUCCACCUCCUUGGCUCAUCUCGCCCGUCUCCCCCACCUUCAUGCCGGCGCCCACUGACACACUCGAUCCACCGCCAUAUCCCACUGAUCUCGAGGAGGAAUACAUGCCCUCCGGGCGAGCAGCCACGCCACCGCCAGACGACUGCCCCUCCCCCCUCCCCACGAUCCCUCUGAAGGCCAGCCCUCCUCCUACUCUCCCUCCCAGGCCACCAGCCUCGGCGGGACCCAGCUUUCGUAUCCCUCCGAGCAUUCCCAAGCGGCCUGGCCCACCAUCUCCCAUCAUUCUCAGUCGCGCACACAGCGUUGGACAUGUGGCGCACAGCUCGGAUGCCAACCGUCCGCCGGCGGCGGCGGCCGCCGCCGCCACAACGUCAACCGGAAUACUGGAGGAUCAGGAAACGGCGCCACCCGCCACUGGGCCACCCUAGAUGCGCGGCGGACCACUAUGGCCACCAUCAUGGGACAGGCGCAUGUAGGACA